Molecule: messenger RNA, 1608 nt
Organism: Daldinia caldariorum
Lineage: Eukaryota; Fungi; Ascomycota; Sordariomycetes; Xylariales; Hypoxylaceae
Exons: 4
Coding region: 1-1608 (535 amino acids)
Source: RefSeq, a predicted model, not a curated record
AUGGGAUCCUCUUCGUCUUCGAGGCAAAACUCCCUGGCGGAGUCCACGAUACGUAGCAAAGGCGGCGACUUGGACGAGUCGGAGAGUGAGCUCGACGGAGAGACUCUUGACAAUCCUUCGCCAGUCUACCCACUGCCCAACGAGAUUUUAUUGUGUAUCGUCCAGUGCUUGGAACUUCCGGUUCAAGAUGUAAUAACUCCAAUACCUCCGCCGGAGUUUUUAGAAUACCGCAAAACUCUCUACAACCUCUGUCUCACGUCCCGUUCCUUCUGCGAAUACGCGAGGCCUCUUCUUUAUCGGACAGUUAUAUUUUUCCUCUGUUCUCGACAUGAUAACAAUGUUUUUCUCGCUCGCACCUAUGGCAGCCUGGGGAGUUUGAUAGACUUAAUCCGCACUCUACUCCGGAAAUACGAAUACUGUCGGUAUAUCGAAAACAUACUUUGUCCGGCGGGUUUUGGAAGCCGAAUCUCGGUCAAUGGAGAGGAUUCACAAUAUUUGGAAACAUCGGACUUGCGACCCCAGGACCUCUCAGACCGCCAGAAGUUUAUAAUGGACACGGCUCUUUUAGACAACCACAGUAUUCGGGCAUUCACAACGAUCAACACGAUAUCAUUAACGCAGAGACUCCUAGCGGCCCUACUCUGUCUAUCUUAUAACCUCGACACAUUCCUUAUAUACAGGCCACAAUGUACUCGUUUUAUGAUUCUGCAGUACAUAUUGCGCCAAGCGUUGAAGAAGGGAAGAAUUGCUAUUCUUCCUCGACUUUCGACGUUACAGAUCCAGCAGCUUGACUAUUCCAAUAAACCUCCUAAGGUCGGUGUGGAAAUAGCAACGGAGCUUACCGAAAUCGGGAAUUUCCAUCGGCUCCAUAUCUCGCGGGAUAUGGGAUAUCUUACCUUCCCAGAAAAUCGCAAUGAUUCGUGGAUCAGAAGAAUCAAGGAGCUGAAGCUGGUGACUUGUAUCGAUGCCAAGGUGCUAUUCCAUAUCUUCGAGUCCGCUGUCCAACUAGAAAGCUUCUCGUUAAUCGUGUCGAAGCCUUGCGACAUCUAUCGACCCCUGCCGCCGAUAGGGAAAGAUCUCAACAGCGCACUGCUAAAGGUAGCCAAUACUCUGAAGGCCUUAGAGUUAAGGACUUGCCACAACAUGUUGUUCCUAAGCCAGCUUGGUCCUACUACAUCUCUCACCUGCUUGCCUGAAAUGAGAAACCUCAAGACACUAGCAGUUGAACUACCGCUCUUGACAGGGAUCGUUGGUGUAAUAGAUCGCAAAAUAUGUCCAAGACUUCCCCCAAACCUCGUGUCGCUCGAAGUGGUCGAGAUGUGGUUCCUCACGCAGCACUCAGAAGCGGCCCUCUUGAGAGGAAAUACAUUAUUACGGCACCGCUUGACCACGUUUGUCUUGGAGCUCCAGGCUAGUUCGCUACCCAGUCUAGAGCGUUUUCGACUCGUUCCGAGCGUUAUAAACCGCAGCGCUUUUCCGGAACAACUCGACGAGUUCACGGCUUUAUUCAACCAGAGCGGCGUGUCAUUCUCCUACGGGACGGACGGCUUACCACGUCGAUUCUUUGCGAGAUCAGGAUUGGAACAUUGGAAACUCCUCAGCACUUAA